Messenger RNA from Halteromyces radiatus, 1717 nucleotides. Its product is annotated as Dbl homology domain-containing protein. Gene Ontology annotation, molecular function: guanyl-nucleotide exchange factor activity. The record is from RefSeq and is a predicted model, not a curated record. Lineage: Eukaryota; Fungi; Mucoromycota; Mucoromycetes; Mucorales; Cunninghamellaceae. Gene Ontology annotation, cellular component: cytoplasm. The annotation marks the transcript as partial. The transcript is spliced from 6 exons.
AUGAACAUUUCACUACAGUUUGAACCAUUAGAUUGUUCGUUUUGCGAUUGGCCUUCCGAUACUUAUGCUGUACAACCUACUAAACUCAUUCUUCCUUCUCAUGACAAGACAACACUAUCAACUACUGGAGCGAAAAAACAACAAAAACAAAGUCUUCGCUGUUUACAUGCUAUUGACGAACUUUUACAAACUGAAAGGGAUUAUACAAAUCAUUUGGCAUACUUGGUCGAAGUAUGUUUUGGACAAAUCUUACAAAGACAAAAAUGGAUAUUGGAUAAACACAAAGUGACAAUUAUUCGAAAUGCAAAUGAACUAUUACAAUUCCACAAGUUAUUAUUAUUGGCUUUAGAAGAUGCUUACUUGGAACAAGAUAUCAUUACAAAAUGUGGACAUAUUGCUACUGUGUUUUUGGAUAUGGGAUCAAGUUUUACACUAUAUGAUACUUAUUGUGACAAACAUGAUGCCGCCAUUGCUCUGUGUAACGAAUACCGUUCAAAACCAGAAUGGAUCAUUUUUACUAGAGACUGUGCUACUCCUACUACUUAUCCGUCUGAACAAGUAACAAGACCUUUACAUUUUGAAGACUAUUUAAUCAAGCCUGUCCAAAGAGUUUGUCGAUAUCAACUUUUACUCAAGGAAAUUUUACAUUAUACACCUCGUGGCACUUCUGAAUAUAGAAGAUUGGAUUGUGCAUUGGGCAUGAUGCAAGCUGUAGUGGCUGGUAUUGAUCGACGAAAAUAUGAUCGUGAUACAACGGAAAGAACUCGUUUAUUUAUCGAUCGUUUGGAUUCUUCUUCUGAUGGACGAUUGGACAAGAAUUCUUUGCACUUAUUAGGUAAUCUGGUCAUGGCUGGUGCUAUUGAUGUUACUUAUUCUUCUCUUGGUCAAACAACUGUAUCCUCCUCAAGAUCAAAAUAUUUAGGCUGUUUUGUGUUUCCAACUUAUUUGAUUAUGGUACGACCCAAAAAGGUGACCAGUUACACACCAAAACAUUGGUUUCCUUUACGAUUGGUGGAAUUAGAGGAUUUGCAAGAUAUCAAGGAUCAACGUGAAAAUGCUUUUGUUGUUCGAUGCAAGAAACAUUGUUUUGCAUUUACUGCUACUUGUCAACGGGAAAAACGAUUAUGGCUUACCAAAUUAUCUCAAGCUAUUGCUACUGCUAAAUCACAACCUAGAUCUGCAGAUAACUUUCUUGUAUCUUCACUUUAUGGUAUUGGAAAACCAACAAAAAUACGAACUUCUCGCUCAGUGACAAAUCUUCUUGAUUUUGGACAUUGCAGCACUACCUCCUCAAUUUUAUCUUCAUCGAAACUACCACCUAUACCACAACAUCACAACAACAUCAACAACAACAACAGCAGCAAUAAUAAUAAUAAUAAUAAUAAUAACUACAAUAUUCACUAUUCUCCAGCACCUACUGCAUUGUUCAAACGACAUUCAGCUGAUUUUUCACCACGCACCAAGAAAAGGGAACAACUCAAAGCAAGGAUUCAUUCUGAAGUAUACGUUGGAAAAUUAGAACUCAGUGACCCAUCCAAGUUACAACACCGGCCAGGAUCAAUGGAUGUCAUGUCAACAUCAUCAAGUCAACUCUCACUCAAUAUGAUUGGGAAAAUCAAAAGCAAUCAUCAACAUGCAUUACGAAUAGGAUCAGAUCACAAGCUUCGAGAUGUUUGUACUCAAGAUUAUUUAGCAUCAAGAUCAUGGUCAACUUUAU